Messenger RNA from Micropterus salmoides (largemouth bass), 1056 nucleotides. It is a transcript of the gene ccdc24, whose product is annotated as coiled-coil domain containing 24. Bases 82 to 1056 code for a protein of 324 amino acids. The record is from RefSeq and is a predicted model, not a curated record. NCBI's taxonomy places the organism in Eukaryota, Metazoa, Chordata, Actinopteri, Centrarchiformes, Centrarchidae. The transcript has 9 exons.
AAUGGGAUAAAUAUUCCAUUUCUAGAUCAACUUACCGUGACAGUUCGAUCGAUCUCGCGAUAUCUCCCCUUAGCAACGGUAAUGUUUGCCUUGGAUACCACAUCCUUGUUAGAUACAAACAAGGAACCACUUAAGAUUGCCAUUCACAUGCAGUCUCCUGAUGGAAACCAGCUCUGGAGCCCUGGCCAGUCUCUGUGGAACCUGAUUGCUGAGCAUGUUCACAGGUCAGAGCUGCCAAAGAUCCGUACAGCACUGGGUCCCUCCCUGGUUGACAUGUACACAGAGGUGCACUCAGAGGCGGAGAUGUGGCACAAGAUGUGUCAGGAGAGCCAGCGAGGAAACAAUAGCAGCAGGGCAGGGACCCCACUCCCACGUCAGCAGGGGUCCCCUCUAGCUGACCCCCCUGCAGUCAAAGAGAUGGUGAGAGCCGAGGUCAAGAUGUUACUGCAGACUCUCAGAGAGAGAGCCAGCAGGGGAGGACGAGAUGAUGAUGAGCUCUUGUUUUGGUACAAACCUGAGACGGUGGACUACGCCCUAGGCCACCUUGACAGCUGUUACAGAAACUGUACCAACUAUAAAGAUAUUCAUAAUGGAAGACCAAGCUCUCACUGUUCUGUCCAGUCCAACGCUGAGGAUGAGAUUGAGUCAAUGAGCGACAAAUUGAAUGUCGCUGACAUUGACCAAGUGGUGGAUCGUCUCAAGUCUGUCCUUAUGGAGGAAUGUGAAGCAUUGAACAGACUGGUAAUGCAUUUCAAGGGAAAUAUCAAACAAAAGUGUCAGAGACAAUUUGAGAAAUCCGAACCCUCGCUUGCAGAGUUGAGAGAGCUUAGAGGAGCUGUACAAAUGGACUUGGAACUAUACCCCUCUUCGUUUGCUGCUUCACCGCCAGCUUCUUCACCGCCAGCUUCUUCCCCUCUCCCUCUGAAGUGGCUGAAAAACAGGUUCAGACCACCUGAGGGCACCGCGAGUCAGCCAAAAAGUGCCAAAGAGGCCCAGCCGGAACUGGGCGUUUAUAAACAACUUUUACCAGCUCCUCCUGCAAGGGUUUUGACUUGA